Molecule: messenger RNA, 1988 nt
Organism: Microbotryum saponariae
Lineage: Eukaryota; Fungi; Basidiomycota; Microbotryomycetes; Microbotryales; Microbotryaceae
Source: the annotation of a GenBank genome assembly
AUGGUCGAACAAGGAGGGAACAAUCCUGACGGCACGGGUAUUGUCUUUGACGCGGCAGGUUUUUCAAAUACUGCACCUUCCGCUCACGAUCGCCAAACGUCGCGGGCCGCACAAGUUUCCCAAAACGAGGAGGCAGGCCGCGCAUCGCUGAACCACCCGCGAGCGUCCCCGCAGUCAGUGUCUGCAGAGGACGGUGCCGGCUGUUCGAUGGUCCAUCAGCCGUUCCUUUCCACAGCACCUUACCAGUUCGCUCAGACCGGAAUACCAUCCAAUGCCGCACCGAAAAAGCUCCCGACUUCGACGACCGAGCAGAGGAGAGCGAGUUGGACGCCGGCGAAGAGGCUGUUGCCGGAGGAGCUAUACGAGCAGGCGUACUCCGCUGAUACGCGCAACCCCAACAAGACGGAACGAGAACAACAUAAGGCGUGGGCAGUGCAGAGGUUGUACGAAGAAUUCGAAUACUGCAUCGAGAACAAGAUUCGGCCGGACGACUUGAGACAGAUCACUUCGCCCGUUAGCCGGCUGUCGGCGAGCAACCCAUGGAACGACUUUCAGAAAAGUCGAUUCUUUGCAGCGCUUCUGAUCAACGACGGGCAUACCGGUAAGCCAGCGCUUCAACUUCGGCCUCCUCGUCUAUCCUGACCAACUCAACGCUGAGCAAUGCAUUCUAUAAGCACAUUCAGUUCCAACCAAAUUGAUGCAAAGGAAGGACCUAGCGCGCGUGUAUUGGAACAGAAUCUGCAGCAGUGAGGCUGAGAAGGCGGAGUGUCUCGCGGCUCUUGCAUUGGAGCAGGCCGAGGACGAUGCGGCCGCGCACCUUUCAUCGGAUCCGCAGCUUCGAACGGCCCACCUUGCAUCGGCUCCGCAGCCUCGAAGCAGAACGAACCUGGCCAUGAUCAAAAAGGCGAGGCAGCGACUGCAAGCAUCCUUGACAUCCUUGGUGAGAGUCCUUCUGAGUCCAAGCUUCAGAUCGGAGGCCCUUUCGCUUAUCGAUUCUUCACCGUUCCCUUUUCGGAAGGCCAAUAUCUUUUCGGACAACUACAGCAUCGAGAUGUUUGCUAUCGCCUCCUCGAAUUUACCCGAGACCAACAAGGAGCGCUUUGUGGUCGCUUCCGUGGGCGGGGCGGCGUUUGCGCUUCGACAGGGUUGGGCCGACAAGGGGCAGGGACCGCUGGUCCGCGACUUUGCGCAUUGCGUCGCAGGCACAGCGAUUAUAGCAGACAAGCGGGCCGAGAUUGUCAGCGCCGGUGAGUUGCGAGAUUUUACCAGAUCUCAGGAAAGGGCAACAGCUAGUAGAGGUCAAUUGAUGUAUCAGCGAAUGUCUGCGCACAGCUUGGAACGCACCCGUGGCCGACAAGAACGUUGAGACCAAACGCCAAUGGUACAGCAUCAUCCUCAAGGAAUUGUUCCGUGAGUACAAGAAGUGCAGCCUGCCUACUCUUCCAUACACGGUGACUAAUUUUGACCCGGCUCGCUGUCUUCAGAGUCCGCGCUGCGCCGACGCUCCGUGCUGGACGGCGAGAAAAUCCAAUCGCCCAAGUUCGUCUAUGACGUAAAGGCCCUCCGGGACAACGCCAGAAUCAUUGUUCAGCGCGGCGCGCUCCUUCGCAAAGCGGAUUUUCGAAGCCCGAGUGGCAAGCUCAAAUUGUUGGGACCAGAUCUGGAUCGGAUCAUCCCAUUGCUGCGUGCAGGCGAGCUGAAGUUCAGGCUGGAGGAGGAGGUAAUCGGGUCAAGUACAGACCAGGCAAUGGCCGACGGCGAUGAAGGCGGCGACAGCGAUGCUGACCGGCGGACUCGGAACACGAGCUCCGACGAGGACAGCGAGUGAGGUGACGAUGGCCGAGCUCUCAGCGCCAGCCGGACUCGUCGACGCGCAUGCGGUGCGGAGAUCUUGGCUGGUGAGGGGCCAGAAUUCGUUGGACAACACAGGCCACCGCAGUCGCUAUUUCAUAGUUUUGCUUCAUAUGCAUCCGGCUCUUGGUGACUAA